UUCACAGAGACAAGCAAAUGAUGUGGUGGGUGUGCUCUUAAUCUCUAUUUUUAUGUCUCCAACAAUCUAGUGGUUAAUUAGCAAUUUGCUGCCCACCAAUAUGCAAAUGAAUGACAAGCAAAAGCCCUCCGCAUCUGUAAUUAUUUUACCGAUUUACAAGCCACUCUCCUCUCUGUGUAGGUUUUUCUGUGUGCGCAUUCAUGCAUCAGGGAUUUCAUUAUUUUUAGAAGCAUACUCUGUACACUUUUAUGCUUUAAUAUUUUCAGGCUUCAGUAAUUACAGUCUUUUGGAUAUACACACAUAUCCCCCCCCCAACUCCAAAUGCAUUUAUUUGUCAGGAAUUCUUUUUCUUUGAUAAAGAGUGAAGAGUAAGAUCUAUCAAGGGGCUGAAAUCCAAAUUGCAGACAGAGAGCCAGAGCACAAGAUUGAAAGAUGCACGUUUCCGCCCCCUGCCAAGUCCUUAUCUGGAAUCGGAGGAGUCUUGUAAUAUUUGAUUUUCUCCCAAGCAGCUCUGGUGAAUCGAGCCACGAUCUGCGUUAUCCAUCUGCCUACUUUGGAGCAGGGUGUUUUACUAUUUGGCGGUUUAAAUGCUUUACGUUUUUGCCAGCACAUUAAGAAAGGCUCUCAUGUUAAAUUAAGUCAAUUAAUAAAUGGAGACACAUUAAGCAAUCAAUUUUGUCAGCCUAUCUCCCCAGCAUUAUGUAUGGUUGGCUGUAAUCACAAGAUAAAUGCAAUGUGCUGAUCUAUGGUAAUGUUCAAUAAUACAUUCUCCGCCAGGCUCAAUUCAUCAGGGAGUUUCGGUAGGGGAGGCAUUUGUUAUUGGCUGUCUCUGCACCUCAAGGAUAACAUUUCUGUCCUUUUGAUUGGCCGCCUCACUGCUGCAAGAUUCUAACCGUCUUAUUUUGAUGAUGAAUAUGAAGGCACGCUAAGCCGGGCUGGAGCGUAGUGUCUCAGAGGCUGCGCUCCUUGCAGAGCCCAAGGACUUAACAGCUUCCUCCGCUGCCUUGCUGUGCCAACAACCCCCCAAAAAGUUGGGAUGCUUUUCUUCACCCAGUGCUUUGGGGCUGUGUUAGAUCUCAUUCACCUCCGCUUUCAGCAUUACAAGGCUAAGCGGGUGUUCGCCGCCGCCGGGCAACUUGUCUGCGUCGUAAACCCCACGCACAACCUAAAGUAUGUGUCCAGCCGCCGGGCCGUCACUCAGAGCGCCCCAGAGCCAGGCAGCUUCCCCCCUCACCACCUCCCCCACCACCGCCACCACCGCCCCCACCAUCACGUCCGCCACCACGCCCAUCCCCACCACCUCCACCACCAGGAGGCAGGGCUGCAUGGCGCCCAGGUGACGCCCUGCAUGUGCCCCUUGUUCUCCUGCCAGUGGGAAGGCCACCUGGAGGUGGUGGUGCCCCACCUGCGGCAGAUACACAGGGUGGACAUCCUUCAGGGAGCCGAGAUCGUCUUUCUGGCCACGGACAUGCACCUGCCGGCGCCCGCCGACUGGAUCAUCAUGCACUCCUGCCUCGGCCAUCACUUUCUGCUGGUGCUUCGGAAACAGGAGAGGCACGCAGGGCACCCCCAGUUCUUUGCCACCAUGAUGCUGAUCGGGACUCCCACCCAGGCCGACUGCUUCACCUAUCGCCUGGAACUCAACAGAAACCAUCGGCGUCUCAAAUGGGAGGCCACCCCGCGGUCUGUCCUGGAGUGUGUGGACUCAGUGAUCACCGACGGGGACUGCCUGGUCCUCAACACCUCGCUGGCCCAGCUCUUCUCCGACAACGGCAGCCUUGCCAUCGGAAUUGCCAUCACAGCGGCAACGGAUGUCUGCUCCUCGGAAGCUGAGACAUGAAGCAGAGGCUGCCGGACGCUCAUGCGCAGCCACGGGAGAUCGGGGACCGCCGCCUACACCCUCGGGUCUCCAAACAGAGGACUCCAGGCUCCUCCUCUCUAUUCUUCUCCCUCCUUCCUUCCUUUUUUUUUUUUUUUUUUUUUUUUUUUGUCUCAGGUACUUUCUGGUAUUAGGUAUUUGUCUGCCAUGGGCAUUAUAUUAUGUAAACAUCCUGUGAUUCAAGA
Sus scrofa (pig) is the source of this 2064-nucleotide messenger RNA. It is a transcript of the gene SIAH3, whose product is annotated as siah E3 ubiquitin protein ligase family member 3. NCBI's taxonomy places the organism in Eukaryota, Metazoa, Chordata, Mammalia, Artiodactyla, Suidae. Gene Ontology annotation, molecular function: ubiquitin conjugating enzyme binding; ubiquitin protein ligase activity. Gene Ontology annotation, cellular component: cytoplasm. Gene Ontology annotation, biological process: multicellular organism development; proteasome-mediated ubiquitin-dependent protein catabolic process. The record is from RefSeq and is a predicted model, not a curated record.